This is a messenger RNA of Schistosoma turkestanicum, 1098 nucleotides long. The record is from the annotation of a GenBank genome assembly. Lineage: Eukaryota; Metazoa; Platyhelminthes; Trematoda; Strigeidida; Schistosomatidae.
AUGAACACAAGUGAAUUAAUCUUUAUUGAAAGACCUCAGAGAGUAUUUCAAGACUGUAGAUUACUUGAACAAAAUUAUUCUUACAUUCAAGCAUUGAAAUGUUUAUCAUCUAAUAUAGUCGGUACAAUAGUCGGUUAUCUUAUACCAAUUUUCAGUAUACCUUGUAUCAUAAUUAAUUUAUUCAUUGCUAUCAGUGUGAUAAUGAAAGGUAGAAAAGCAUCACGUCAACUAAUUUAUGUUUCCGGUAUAUGCUUAUCAAGUGCAAUAGCAAAUAUUCUGUUUGUAUGGUUAUGGCAAUAUCCUUCUUAUGGUUUACCGUACACAACAAGAGCAACUAAAUUCUUUUCAUUUCUAAACAUCUCCGUUACUGCAUGUCGAUUUCAUCGUUUUGUGUAUUCAUCGUCAGCAACAUUCAUGUGUAAUAUGCGUGUAUGCUCUUCAUUGGACAGAUGUUUGGCUGUAUGGAUGCCAAUUAAGUUGAGAAAAUUUCGUCAUCAUUAUGCUUGGUAUGUUUAUGGAGUUGUCAUUUUUAUUAGUGCAUUAUUAAUGCUACCAUUUGCUACUGAAAUUGACUGGAUACCAACAAGAUUUGGCUUGCAAUGUUGGGUUCGGAAUUCCAAUGCAUACAUACAAAUACAUCAUUCAUUACUUUCUAAUUUAGGUCCUGUGCAAACUAUGAUAUUGAUAAUAAUUGAUAUAACAUUUGCCUUCAAAUUUCAUCAACAAUUGAAAAAGCAUAAAACAGAUGAAAUCGAUGCAAAAAGUAGUAAACAAAUGCAUCGUUAUUUAUUAUUGUUUAUAUCGGCUGUGUCAUAUAAUGUACUUGCUGCAACACAAUGUACAUUUCUACUACUUGCACGUUUAGGUAGUCUUGGUUUCAUUAAAUUUGAAUCAAGUCUUGCUUACAAUAUGUCAGAUAUUUUAUGGUACUUAAACUCAUUAAGAGAAGUACUUGACUUUGUUAUUUAUCAUAAAUGUUUUCGUGUGUUUUAUGGUCUCACAUCAAGACUAUCUAAAAUGUUUUAUGACAAGUCAAAAAGAACGGUUUCAGGUAGUCGUAGUAUCAGUGCAACAGAUAUUACAUCAGGUUAUAACUAA